This is a messenger RNA of Xenopus tropicalis (tropical clawed frog), 3758 nucleotides long. RefSeq names its product dachshund family transcription factor 1 (gene dach1). The record is from RefSeq and is marked provisional. Lineage: Eukaryota; Metazoa; Chordata; Amphibia; Anura; Pipidae. Gene Ontology annotation, cellular component: nucleus.
AUGGCUGUGCCAGCCGCUUUGAUCCCCCCGACCCAGCUGGUGACUCCUCAGGCAGCGAUCUCUUCGUCUGCGUCUUCCUCGUCCUCUUCUACCAACUCGUCUUCUUCGGCCACUAAUUCUCCUUCGCCUUCAAUCGCACCUUCCUCGUCCGGGCAGAGCCUGUACCGGCCAGAGCCUAUUGCUGCCACCCCAGUCACCCCCAGCAGCCUGAGCAGUCCGGCUCCCAAUCUCACUGCCAGCAAUAGCAGCAGCCAAGGGGCAGCGGGGACUGGGGGAGGAGGGAGCAAUGGGAUCCUCACUAACUGCAGCAGCAGCAGCCUCAGCCCAAGCUUGACCACUACCAAUAGCAGCAGCAGCCACCAUAAUAACUCUAUUAUCCCCAGCACCCCGGCUACAUCCACCAGCACCACAUCCACCAGCAGCAACAGCAGCAGCAGCAGCGCCCCCACCUCUAACCUGCCGGGAAAGCCUGUCUACUCCACUCCGUCCCCUGUGGAGAACAUCCCCCAGAACAAUGAGUGCAGGAUGGUGGAUCUAAGAGGGGCCAAGGUGGCUUCUUUCACAGUAGAUGGGAGCGAACUCAUCUGCCUCCCCCAAGCUUUUGAUCUUUUUUUGAAGCACUUAGUUGGGGGGCUGCACACGGUCUACACCAAACUGAAAAGGCUGGAGAUCACCCCGGUGGUGUGUAAUGUGGAGCAGGUGCGGAUCUUGAGGGGCUUGGGGGCCAUCCAGCCUGGGGUCAACCGCUGCAAACUCAUUUCCAGGAAGGAUUUUGAAACCUUGUACAAUGACUGCACCAAUGCCAGUUCCAGACCAGGAAGACCACCUAAAAGAACGCAGAGUGUUACCUCACCAGAUAAUCCACAUAUCAUGCCACAUACGGUUCCUGGUCUCAUGUCUCCUGGAAUGAUCCCUCCCACAGGUUUGACGGCAGCAGCUGCAGCAGCAGCAGCUGCAACCAAUGCAGCUAUAGCAGAAGCAAUGAAGGUGAAAAAAAUCAAGUUGGAAGCCAUGACCAACUAUCAUGGCAGCAAUAACCAGCAUGGAGCUGAUUCUGACAAUGGAGAUCUCAAUUCAAGUGUUGGCCUGGAACUCCCAUUUAUGAUGAUGCCUCACCCACUAAUUCCAGUAAGUCUACCUCCUGCAUCUGUUACCAUGGCGAUGAGCCAGAUGAACCAUCUCAGUACCAUUGCAAACAUGGCAGCAGCAGCACAAGUACAUAGUACCCCUUCCAGAGUUGAAACUUCAGUAAUUAAGGAACGUGUCCCAGACAGUCCCUCCCCUGCUCCAUCUCUAGAAGAUGGUCGACGACCGGUCAGUCAUCCAUCAUCACACAGAAGCAGCAGUGUUUCUAGUUCUCCAGCAAGAACUGAAAGUUCCUCAGACAGAAUUCCUGUCCAUCAAAAUGGCAUCUCAAUUAAUCAGAUGCUAAUGGGUCUGUCACCUAACAUUAUACCUGGACCAAAAGAAGGGGAUCUUGCUGGUCAUGAGGUGGGACAUGAGGCAAAAAGAAUGCACAUGGAAAAAGAUGAGACCCCGCUCUCAACACCAACUGCGAGAGACAGCUUUGACAAACUUUCCCUGUCUGGGCAUGGGCAACAUCUACCUCCUGGCUACCCAUCUCCUUUUCUAUUUCCUGAUGGAUUGUCUUCCAUAGAGACACUUCUAACUAACAUCCAGGGCUUGUUGAAGGUUGCCAUAGAUAAUGCAAGAGCUCAAGAGAAACAAGUACAAAUGGAAAAGACUGAACUGAAGAUGGAACUGUUCAGGGAACGAGAACUGAGGGAAACCUUAGAAAAACAAUUAGCAGUAGAACAAAAGAAUAGAGCAAUAAUUCAAAAAAGGCUCAAGAAAGAAAAAAAGGCAAAAAGGAAAUUACAGGAAGCCCUUGAAUUUGAGACAAAAAGAAGAGAGCAAGCGGAACAGGCACUGAAACAAGCAGCAUCAUCAGAAGGUCUCAGAGUCCUUAAUGAAUCUCUGACACCAGACUUAGAAACUGACCGUAAUGGGGCCAGAACAGAUGCUGAAAGGACAAUACAAGAUGGAAGACUUUAUUUAAAAAGCAGUGUGAUGUACUAAUGGGGCACAAGCGACAACAGGGGACUUUAAAGUGCCAGGAUUUCUGGGAAGAAAAAUUGGAUGUAUAAUAUAAAUUAAGUACUGGAAUUCUUCAUAUAUUCUGCAUCAUCGGACUGCCAACAUGUGACUAUUAUCUCAGAGAUUUUGAGAAGUUUUCUAACUAUAAAUAUGGCAUUUCUCUUGAAGACGUGAAAUUGAAAUGCAUCUGCAAACUUGUAUAGAAUUGUUUUGGCAAUAAAUGCCUCCUGUACAUUUUUUUUUUUUUUUUUAAAUGACGCUUAUUCAAGUCUGACUUUCCUCUAUUUGAGCACAUCAGAACCUUCCAAACGUGGCCACUUCAAUGUUUUAACAGUUUGAUCACGCAUAAACCAGCAACGAUGCUUUAAAUGAAGCCACUUAAGAGAAGAUUGAAGAAUCUUAAAAGGGCAUGCACUGAUAUGGGAACCAUGGAUAUCCUGACUUUAACAAGACGUUUUUAAUUGAAAACAAUGUUUUCUUCUUAAAAUAAGAAUUUUAGCCAACCGUGGAAGAUACAGAAGGACUUUGAACUGCUGUAUUAUUUCAUAGCAAAAAUGUAACUCAUACUGUCUUAUGAAUGUAAUACAAUGAUUUCUGUUCUUUCGGGUUUCUUUUUCCAACAGCAAUCAAACAGAUAAUCAGAUGCUCUCCUUAUGUACUUCUGUGGGGUUAAGGUAAAAUGCUGUGUUUAAUUAACCUCUGGCCACAUGUACAUAGCCACAGUUCCAUAAGGAAGGCGUUACGUAUGUGUAGACUAUUAGAGAUUAGGAAACGAUUUUAGACAAUUGGUUUUGUCAGAUUCUUGGUUUAAAGCAGCCUUUAUAGUUUAAACGCAUGCAGGCAUGUAAAUAUUUGUCCUGGAGUCACAGUAUUAAUUCAUAAGAUUUUUAGAAUCUGGUGAAACGAAGGGGUGCACUGCAGCCACAUUUAUUUGUAUAUGAAGUCCUUUAUGGCUUGAAAUAUCCCAGUGAGAAUUAGAUUGUGGCUGAUAAGUAAGACAAGACACCAGAAAUAUUUUUAUAACAUGUCAUUUUUUGAGUGAAAGCUCUUGAAAAACAAAACUAAAACAAACGUGAGGUAUCCUUCCACUAAUGAGUAUUAACUUUAAAGUUUCCUGAAUACACGUUUCACUGCUGUAUUGUAUGAUCACUGCCCCAUCUUAUUGUACUUGUAUGCUGUAGUGUGAAAGGGGUGUUAGUUUUUGUUUUCAGUGUCUUAUUUUUUUUCUAACCUCGGGAAACUGGAAUUAAAACAGAACAUGCAGUUAUGGAACAUUUCAUUUUGUAUUUUUUGCGUAUCCCAUGAAAUAUUCAAGAAAUUGUAUAAAUUUGGGUUCUUCAUAUAUCUAGUUUUAUGCACAUAAAUUGUAAUUUAUUUUGUUACGAAACAUCAAAAGUUGUUUUUAAUGUCAGAGUGAAAAUAUUUCCUUAAAGCUUCAUUUUAAGUUCAAACUAAUCAUAUGAUUUGUCUUUUAUUAAAAGAAAACAGAACCUAUAGCUUGUAAAGUCUUCCUAAUUAUACUUGGAUAUACAUUUUCUGUGGAAACCUGGACUAAACAUUUGAACUCACCACUGUACUGUUAAAAUAAAAUGUUGUAUAUACAGUAUCACAUUCUUUUUUAUGAUACCGAGCAAUAUUUUUGCAUUAAAAUAUUGUUAAUA